Messenger RNA from Manduca sexta (tobacco hornworm), 3692 nucleotides. Its product is annotated as dehydrogenase/reductase SDR family protein 7-like. The record is from RefSeq and is a predicted model, not a curated record. Gene Ontology annotation, cellular component: membrane. Lineage: Eukaryota; Metazoa; Arthropoda; Insecta; Lepidoptera; Sphingidae. Gene Ontology annotation, molecular function: oxidoreductase activity.
ACCCUGUAUUCUUUGACGAUAAUGAUCAAUGGUUUAUUCGUCAUAAAUGGAAUAAUAAAUUAUUGCCUAACUGGACUUUGAAUGUUUGCAAUGUAAUUAAGUAAUUACACGAUAUUUUCAUACCUGCAUAUAGAAUCUAGAUAGGGAUUCUAUCGUUUCUUCUUCACUGUCAUAUUAACGUACACUGCUCGGUGCAUUUAUUGGCUAAUAAUACGACUAAUUCUUCAAAAUGAACGAUUAUCUUGUUGCUUUUACCAAGUAUCUCAAACAUGUUGGUUUACCGUUAGCGGUGGGAAUCGUGGUCUGGAAGUUAAGUUCUUGUUUAUCUCGCCGGAAACGUCGGGUUGCUUUGCAAGGAAAGGUAAUAUAUUUAUUUAUUACUAUACUUAAUUUUUUUCGGGUUGUUUGUAAAAUCACUGGUGCAAGCUCGGGAAUAGGCGAGGCCCUGGCGCACGCGUUCUACGAACAGGGAAGCAAAGUUGUUCUUGCAUCUCGGCGAAUAUCUGAAUUGAGAGUAAAACAAGAACUUGUAGCCAAGACUAUUAUUGAACCAACACUUGAACCAGUUGUUUUACCAUUAGACCUUGCUGACUUUGACCAGAUUGAGCCCUUUGUGCAAAAGGUCUAUGAACUCUGUGGUGACAUUCAUAUUCUUAUUAAUAAUGGUGGUGUGUCACACAGGGGUUCCAUAUUACACACACUAAAAAGAACUGAAGUUCACAAGCAAAUUAUGUCUAUUAACUAUUUUGGGGCAGUGGCUUUGACAUCAGCGGUGUUACCUAAAAUGGUGAAAAACAAGUCUGGUCAUAUUGCAUUUAUCAGCUCUGUCCAAGGACUUAUUGCUAUUCCGGAUCGAUCAGCUUAUGCUGCUAGUAAACAUGCCAUGCAAGCAUUUGGUGACUGCUUGCGUGCUGAGAUGCACCAACAUAAUAUUAAUGUGACAAUGAUCAGUCCAGGAUAUGUUAGGACUGCUGUAUCUUUAAAUGCAUUUACUGGAUCCCGGGAAGCUCAUGGAGUGAUGGAUCCAAGCACUGAUGCAGGAUUUACUCCAGAAUACACUGCAAGUAGAAUACUAGACUCUAUUGUCAGUAAACAGAAUGAGCUGAUAGUUAGCCAGUUUAUGUCUCGAUUUGCUAUAUUUUUGAGACAUACCAUGCCGGCAAUAUACUUUAGAAUUAUGGCAAAGAGGGCAAAUAGAACUUAGAAUACAAGGAGAAAUUAUUUAUUAAACACUUUUGCUAUCAUAAGAAAUGGGGAUCUGUAACCUGAUAUGUCACUAUAACAAAAGGGAUAUAACCACUAAAUUACGCUAUGUUAUUACAUAAAAGCCUUAUUAAAGGCACUUUAAAAUCUUCACAAAUAUAUAUUUGCCUAUAUCCUCAGGUUUUCAAACAAUCUCCGUACUAAAUUUCAUCAACAUCUAUUGGGUAGUUUUGAGUUUUUUGAGUUCAGACUGGCAGACAGAUGUGGCGGGGGACUUUAUUCUACAAUAUACUUUUAGAACUUUUUAAGUGGAACAAUUAAGUUAUACAUUAUAGUUGCGUAAUUUUAAUCGCUAACGCAGCGCACGCAACUGUAGCUCUGAAAAGGAAUAUUUUUUUCUUAUUUUUGCAACAUUUUUCAUUGAUUCUUCGCUUCUUAUAGCCUUCCUCGAUAAAUGGACUAUCCAACACUAGAGAAUUUUUCAAUUUGAACCAGUAGUUCCAGAGAUUAACGCAUUAAACAAACUUCAGCUUUAUAAUUUAAUAGUAUAAAUUUGCGGCUCCGCCCGCGUGAGUUUUUAGGGAAAAGUAACCGUUAGCACUCGGGGAGUAAUCUGCUUUCAAUUAAUAAAAAGCAAAAUCAGCUUAAUAGUUCCUGAGAUUAGCGCUUAAUUGGAUUUUAGCCAAAGAUAUUGUCAAUUAAUUUGUUUGUCUUGGUAUCCUGUGUGAUGCUCUUCAGUAUUACAAAAGGCUUCAGUUUCUUAGCUGGCACGGUUAAGCUUUGGGCACGCUGUUCUAGGAUGACCAAUUCGAUUCGUAGUUCGUUUCUGGACACGGGUUUUAAUAUAGUGGGGACGUAGCCAGUGCCACGGAAAGUGACCUACCUUACACUGGUGGGCACUUCGCGAGAGGUGGUUUCUGUAUUUAUGGGAGCGAAUUUUUUUUUAUGGGUAAAGGACUUUGUAGUCCACAUCGGAGAAAACCCGCGAAUAGGAUACUGGACUCCCUCGGCUUGACUGUAGGGUCCUGGAGGAAAGUUGGGCGGGGAAAGCUGGGAAGGAAGUGUGGGGAAAGGAUAAGGAAACCCCUUAGGAUGGCAGGGAGAAGGCUAGGAACUGUUCGCGAGCCCGUAUAGGCCUCAAAGUGAAUUGGCAACCAUGAGGUAUACGCACUUAACUGUGCCGCAAUAAAUGUCCUCCCGUGCAUGGGCGUGCUCUCGGUGUGGAGACCGAGCGCACAAAUGCCUCGAGGGGAGAGGGAGGUGCGACGAUUACCGCUGGCUUGUUAACUGGUAUGCGUCUAUUUGGCGCUGUGUAGGUCUUCUUUGAUGUUAGUGGAUUGCGGUGACCGCGGCGUAGGUUUUUUCACUAUUGCCGGUGUCUAGUUUACACUUAGCCACAUCUUCCCUGAUUGUAUGCUUGAUGUCUUAAUUUAUAGCAUAUCUUGGUGUCACUCAGGGCAGCGAUUUAUCUUGUUAUAGCGCCGAUUCCAGUGGCGAGUUGUAUGGUUGUUUUUUUGUUUUCAGAUGUGACGCUUUGGCCGGCGUUAAUAGUGGUAAUGACUUUGCUAGUUAGUUUUUGUAUUACCAGCAGGUAUUCGGAGAUUGUCGUUUUCUUUGGUGCGGUCACGGGGGAGGCGUCCCUGUGCAAUUCCAUGAACUCGUCAUUGAGUACUUCGCUAGGGGUGGGUUGCGUAGACAUUGUGUAAUAGGGUGUUGUCAGUACAUUUUUCAAGGGUGUGCGAGCGCCUAAAGCGCUCACCCAAAAGUUGUGUUUGUAUAAGUGGAGCUUUGUCGGGCCGACCAAUAUAAGACAGGUUAAAAAUAGUAUAUAUAUACAACAUUGCUACAUAAUACUUUUUUAUUCGAACCAUAUUCAUAUUAUAAAAUCGUUGAUAUGGGAUCCAAAGGAGUAGUAGUAGUCUAUUUGUAAAGAAUUAUAAUAAUAAUCCAGAGAUAAUUUACCAGAGAGUAAAGCAGACUCGAGACGAAGUCAAGUUCGAUUCCAUUCGAUGCGCGCUCCUUUGGCUUCGAAGUUCUCGUUCGCUUUAUUGGUCACGAAUGAUAUUGUGAAGAAUUUUGUUCACUUCAUAAUAUUGACUGAAAGUGGUAACUCGCACUAAAUCAGUAUGAUAAAAUUUGUCGGAUGUUACUUCGUGGAAAAGUUAUGGUCUCGCGGUUAUGCCGCUAUCGACAUGUUAACCAAUCUCUAACGGCAGAGUAUAUAUAUUAUAACAUAGAACUGUUAGUGUUUUUGUUAAUAAAUACUAUAAAUCACUGGUUAUAAUAUGGCAAAUAUAACAUAUUCAUAUCAUUCGGCAUAAUUGUAUGAUAGUCUUAAGAUAUAAAUUCCAAUAUAUUAUAAGACAAAGUAUUAGUUUGUAGAUAAUGCUUUCCAUUUGUAAUAAUUUAUUUUACCUACUAAUUGGCUGAAUAUUAAUAAUUGAAAGAAAUUAUGUAAAUAUUUGUGACAAUAAAUGAAUAAACCAGAA